AUGUCGGCGAUUCUGAGUUUACCUGAGGAUACAGUUUACUCUCCUGACUUCCUCACUCGUCUCGUCACUGCCCUCGCCAUUGCCCUCGCCAUCGCUGAAUCUCCCUCCCCCCCUUCGCCGACCACCUGCCACUUCUUCUCCAUCCCUACCCCCUUUCCCCUCCUCUUCCGCCUUUCCUCUCACACCUCCUUGAGGCCCCGUGCCAGCCACAAGGGUCUCACAGGCAAGGAGCUCGACAAUGUCAUCAAUGACCUCAACAGCAAGGACCAGUACAACGGUACCCUGCACCAGUUCAUCAAGGACACGCUCAAGAACUGCAGCACGUGCUUAUUGAAGGCGAAGGUCGUGGGAGGAGGAGAUAACAACCGGCCUCUCCCCGAGCUCAACAGCGGCGGGUGCGCCACCAAUGAAAACGAGUCGCGGCUCUAG
Molecule: messenger RNA, 429 nt
Organism: Cutaneotrichosporon oleaginosum
Lineage: Eukaryota; Fungi; Basidiomycota; Tremellomycetes; Trichosporonales; Trichosporonaceae
Source: RefSeq, a predicted model, not a curated record